Carassius carassius (crucian carp) is the source of this 2872-nucleotide messenger RNA. RefSeq names its product sodium-coupled neutral amino acid symporter 2-like. The transcript has 16 exons. Bases 294 to 1802 code for a protein of 502 amino acids. The record is from RefSeq and is a predicted model, not a curated record. Gene Ontology annotation, molecular function: L-glutamine transmembrane transporter activity. Gene Ontology annotation, biological process: L-glutamine transport; amino acid transmembrane transport. Lineage: Eukaryota; Metazoa; Chordata; Actinopteri; Cypriniformes; Cyprinidae.
CAUCAGAACACGACUGUGAUGCCGGACGCGCCCACAGGACAACUCCGCUCAGCUUCAACAUUACUAUUAUUGUUACAGUUUGUAGGGUCUAUAAUUUAUUAGUGUUUCUAUUUGUACUCCAGUAAUCUUAUUAUAUUUAUUUAUUUAUUGUCUACCACGGUACAUUUUCGAAGGAUCAAUCGUUAUCGGUUUUGUAGUGCAACAAUCUUCACGACUUGGAGGGUUUGGUCAGUUUUUUUCCAUUUACAGCGGAGCUGAAGAAACGGAUUUGUCUUUAAUUAUUAUUAUUGAGAAUGACCAAAGCCCAUGCGAAAACAAAGAUGACUCUUUUAAACAUUGCUCCAGACGUAGACAGCUGCAGUUCCAACAGCACUGAGUACACAAGUUGUCCGGACUGUCCCUCCAUAAAAAAUGGAAUGCCGUAUAUAGACGUGGACGCAGAAAGCCAGAACUUUCUCACGGAUCAUCAAUUAGGAAAAAAGAAAUUUGAAGCUGAAUAUAGCCCUGGUUCGGCGUCGUUUGGGAUAUCUGUGUUUAACUUGGGUAAUGCCAUCAUGGGAAGUGGAAUCCUUGGACUUGCUUAUGCCAUGGCCAACACCGGCAUCGCCAUGUUUGUGAUCCUGCUGGUGGCCGUGGCUAUUUUCUCUCUCUACUCAGUCCAUUUGCUGCUCAAAACGGCCAACGAAGGAGGUUCUCUGGUGUACGAACAGCUGGGGUACAAGGCCUUCGGGAUCCCCGGAAAACUGGCAGCGUCCUGCUCUAUCACCAUGCAGAACUUUGGAGCUAUGGCAAGCUACCUCUACAUCGUGAAGUACGAGAUGCCCAUCGUCAUUAAGGCCUUCUUGGACUCUAACGACAACUCGUGGUACACUAACGGAGAUUAUCUGGUGCUGAUUGUCACUGUGGCCGUCAUACUGCCGCUCUCGCUGCUUAAAAACCUGGGUUAUCUGGGAUACACGAGUGGUUUCUCCUUGUUGUGCAUGGUGUUCUUCCUGAUUGUGGUGAUCUACAAGAAGUUCCAGAUCCCCUGUCCGUUACCAGAGAACUUCAUUAACAUCACAGUGAACGUCUCUCAGCCGCAGGUCAACACUACUGAUGAAGAGUGCUGCAAACCCAAGUACUUCGUCUUCAACUCACAGACUGUGUAUGCAGUGCCCAUCCUGACCUUUGCGUUUGUGUGCCACCCGGCGAUUCUGCCCAUGUACGCGGAGCUCAAAGAUCGUUCCAGAAGGAAGAUGCAGAGCGUUGCAAAUGUCUCAUUCCUGGGAAUGUUUGUCAUGUAUCUGUUGGCUGCUCUGUUUGGAUACCUGACCUUCAACGAGGCCGUUGAACCCGAGCUCCUGCACACUUACUCCAAGGUCUACAGCUUUGAUAUGGUGCUUCUGAUCGUGCGUUUUGCCGUCCUGACCGCCGUGACGCUGACGGUGCCCGUGGUUCUCUUCCCAAUCCGCAACUCAGUCAACCAUCUGCUCUGCGCCUCUAAAGACUUCAGCUGGCCGCGUCACAUCUUGAUCACCGUCGUUCUGCUCAUCUGCGUCAACAUUCUCGUCAUCUUCGUUCCCACCAUCAGAGACAUUUUCGGAUUCAUCGGUGCAUCCGCUGCUGCGAUGUUGAUUUUCAUCCUUCCCUCGGCUUUCUACAUCAAACUGGUGAAGAAGGAGUCCAUGAAGUCUAUCCAGAAGAUUGGGGCGACUUUGUUCCUCAUCAUGGGAAUCAUCGUGAUGUUCAGCAGCAUGGCUUUGAUCGUCGCAGACUGGAUCCACAACGCAGGAUCUUCAGAGGAGCACACCAAUGGCCACUAGUGGGCGUGUCCUAACCCUGAUUGACAGGCAGAUGGGCGGAGCCAAGCCACUUACAAUCCAUCUGAAAACUAGAAGAAGCUGCUCUAUUUUCAGCGCAGAGCAAAGACAAACAUCCCAUUCUGAGAGAAUGUCCUGAACUUUGUACAGUAUACUGUUAGGCCACACAGAUGGUACUCCACUCGUAUUGUUGUGCUUUUUUUGGUCCAUUUGCUUUUCUUUUGUGUUGUUCUUCCGUUACAGCUGAGUUUUCCGUGGUACGUCGCACAGAAAAACACGUGCUUCAUUCUCCGUAUUCAGGUUAGGCGUUUUGUACACACAACCAAAUCCAUUUCACGAUCAACACUGAGCGGAGCUUCGCCUGCAGAUGCGUGUUCGAUCCGUUUGUACCCUUGCCAAAAAUAUCGGUGUUUGCCUGUUGAAAAGCACUUACUCUUUUUCAGCAAAUGUGAAAAAACUGUAAAUUCGUACAUUUUGGCUAUGCUUUUAAACGCAUUUGUUACGAUGCCAUUUAUACUGUACUACUUGAGUCACCUUGGCCUGUCGUGUAGAUCUACUAAUGAACAAAUAUUGAUUUGUAGUGGUUGAUUUCAGACGGUUGGAACGGCUCAAUUAAUUUACUGUAACUUAUUUAAACCGGGAUGACAGCGAUGGGUGCUUUACAGUCAACAUGAGACACAGCUAACAGGGAAUGUUUGCGGAAUUUUCUGGCAAUUUUUUCCUUAAAGUUAUUAACAAACUCUAACAGAAUGUUCAUUCUUGUAACGUUAAUAGAAUGUUUGUUUGAGGUUCUCUGGUCUCUAAAAAUAUUUGUGUAAAAGCAUUAUUUAUACAUCGUUGAUAAACACUGUAGUUGGACAUUAAUCUAGCAUUUUUUAAACACUAAAAUGCAACAUUCAGAAUUUUAAAUGAACGUUCUUCUAGUAACAUUAAGAGAACGUUCGUUCAAGGUUGGAUGUUGCGGUAACAUUUUUUUUAAAUGCUGCUACUUGUUUUAGAAUGUUCAGAGAACAUUCAAAAGUAACUUACCCGUAAUGUUUACAAAAGUAUAAACUGAAUGUUCCCUUAACAUU